UCUCCGCACACACACGCACACACAUACACACACAUAGACUCACACUCAUACACACUCCCGCGUGGCUCGGUACGGGACGAAUGGAGUCUGAGGGCAGCCAGAGCACCGUGUCCAGCGCGGAUUCACCCCACGACCCCUGCAAAAUGUUCAUAGGAGGCCUUAGCUGGCAGACUACACAAGAGGGUCUGAAAGACUACUUCUGUAAGUUCGGCGAGGUGAAGGAGAGCAUGGUGAUGCGGGAUCCGGUUACGAAACGCUCCAGGGGCUUCGGCUUCGUCACUUUCGCGGACCAGGCCGGGGUGGACAAAGUGCUGGCCCAGACCAGGCACGAGCUGGACUCCAAAACAAUCGACCCGAAAGUGGCCUUCCCCCGCCGGGCCCAGCCAAAGCUGGUGACCAGGACUAAGAAGAUCUUUGUUGGGGGUCUGUCAGUAAACACCACAAUUGAAGAUGUGAAGCAGUACUUUGACCAGUUUGGAAAGGUGGAUGAUGCCAUGCUUAUGUUUGAUAAGACCACCAACAGACACAGAGGGUUCGGCUUUGUGACAUUCGAGAACGAGGACGUGGUGGAGAAAGUGUGUGAGAUCCACUUCCACGAGAUCAACAAUAAAAUGGUGGAGUGCAAGAAGGCCCAGCCUAAGGAAGUGAUGUCACCGGCAGGGUCAUCGAGGGGCCGUGCGAGGGUCAUGCCAUACGGGAUGGACGCUUUCAUGCUGGGCAUAGGCAUGCUGGGUUACCCUGGUUUCCAGGCGGCAACGUACGCUGGCCGCAGUUACACCAGCCUCACUCCUGGCUACACGUAUCAGUUCCCAGAAUUCCACUUAGAGAGGACCCCCCUCCUGACUUCACCCCACCCCCCUGAGCUCACAGCGAUCCCCCUGACAGCGUAUAACCCGAUGGCAGCGGCGGCAGCUGCAGCGGCUGUGGUCAGAGGCUCUGCCCCCUCUCGCUCCGCUGGCUUUCUGAGCACCAGCAGCCCUGGACCAAUGGCAGAUCUUUAUGGGACGACCAAUCAGGACUCGACAGUCAGCAGCUACAUCAGCGCCGCAAGCCCUGCCCCCAGCACUGGGUUCAGCCACAGCCUCGGGGGUCCUCUGAUCGCCACAGCGUUUACAAACGGCUACCACUGAGACACUGACCGGUCUGAUGGACGGCGCCGCCUGCCCUGAGCCAGUCCCACAUUUUUACAGCAAAAAAAAAAACUACAGUAGAGUUUCCUGCAUCUCUCUCACAUCACCUUUUACUAACACUCUCUCUGUCUGUCUCACUCUGUAACGGAAGGGCAUGUAAAUAUUUAGAUUAUUUUCUGGUUCAAACGAAAGGCAUUUUUAAAAAAAAAAAGUUACGAUGCUGUUCGCUUUUUUUCUCUUAUAAAUAUUUUCAUUCUUUCUGUUUUUUCUUUUUAUCGGAAAUAAAAACGCUGUUUUCUUUUGUUAUGAAAAAUGUAUUCAUGUGUUUUUCUCGAGACACUGUAGGUUUACAUUUGUAGAGUGAUUUUUUUAGACGUUAACCGUUUUACAGGAGCAAUAAUAAUAAUAAUAAUAAUAACGUGUCCUUGAUACACUUCUGGAUUGUUUUUUGUUGUUUUUUUAAAGGAUACGAUGAAUUUAAGAUGAUACGUUUUCUACGGAAAAGAAAAUAUUGGAAGGAAUGUUCAAAAAUGUAUAUUUUGGUAGUUUUGCAACUGGAUUUAUGAUAUUGAUCAUGAUCAUAGCAAUGUUAUUAACCAAGGACAUAUUUUU
Colossoma macropomum (tambaqui) is the source of this 1742-nucleotide messenger RNA. RefSeq names its product musashi RNA binding protein 1b (gene msi1b). The record is from RefSeq and is a predicted model, not a curated record. NCBI's taxonomy places the organism in Eukaryota, Metazoa, Chordata, Actinopteri, Characiformes, Serrasalmidae. Gene Ontology annotation, molecular function: RNA binding. Gene Ontology annotation, cellular component: cytoplasm.